UGUCGUAUAUAUACAUUCAAUUGCUCAUUACAAACCGCAAGAGUAUGAGUGUGCGACUAUAAUACUAAGAGUUGUUUAAGCAUUCCUUACAUAGUUAAUAAGAGAUAGGAAUUCAACAGGAAUUUAAUACUUUACUUGUGCUAUGAGAUAAGAAAGCUAAACCUGUUGCAUUUUGGAAUUGUUAAACGUACUGACAAAUUGCAAAUAUGCUUUUAAGUUCUGUAAAUUUCGUUGCCAAGCCAAAGGCAGGAAAAAACAAGGAUAAGGCUGACAAGAAAACGGACAAAAAUAUCGAAGAGCCACAAUAUGGUGUUCCUAAAGUCUGCAAGAAGUGUUUAAAAGAGAUUGAAGAUGAGAAAACGAUCUUCCGGUUCCCAACCUCAUCCUCCUUCGGGUCAGGGGUCAGCUUCAAUACAUCAGGCUAUGCCAGCGAAGAAAACCUUGACCUUAGUCAUUAUCCAGGAGAGCGAGUCAACAUAGCAACAGUAGACGACCUUUGCCUGUCCGUUGAACAGUUUUACUAUACCAUUGGUCUACGUGACAAGUCAAGGUCGGACAGUACCUGUAUAUUUCGGAAGAAAGUUCUAGAAAGUCGGCCACUGCCCAAUGGUCAUGUCGAAACGGUUGUAUUUGCAUUAGACUGUGACCAGGAAUUCUAUUUGACAGCGUCUAAAAACAGAGAUUUGGAACUGAAUUAUUACGCUGCCAACCCAUGUCUUGAAAGUCCAGAUGAUCGAAUGUUUCUGAUAUAUUUCACGGAACUUGGGCAUUGCUUCAUCCAACCAAAACUGCUCAAAAAUAUGUACUUUCACCACAUCGACCAAUCACUGAGCAUUCAGCCAUUGGACUUGAAUUGGAGAUGCCCAGAGGAGUACUUCUUUCACUUCAGUGCAGUACCCGAGCCAUAUGUACGACCAAAAUCUGACAUCAAAGUAUGCAUGCACACACCUGAAUACUCGGAAAACGAAGUUGAUAAGAAGAGCACAGAAACACUAGUUGAAUCCAGUACACAAUCUCUUGUGAAGACAAUAACUGCGGAAGUGAUAAAACAUAAAAUUAGGAACGAAAUUCCCGUGCAGCCACUGUCCAGAAAACCUCAAAAAGGAAGGCGAUUGUUAUCAGAUUUACUUUUCGGAUGUUUUAGUGGCAAAAGCACUAAAUUAACUACAACGGAAGUUUGAAACAUUUCAGUGGUUUUAGAGAUCGUUAUAUUUAUCAUAGUGCUAUAAAUUCCGUCCAUAAUACAUGUAAAAUUUCAUACAUUUCAUAAGGUGCUUAUUUAUUGUUGUGUCCUUGGCCGCACAAAAUACAUUGAUAGUAGAUUUGUGAUAAAAGUUUUCUCGAUUAAUAAUUAGUCAAAUGUUUCAGACUCGUUUUAGCUAACAACUAAACUGAUUUACAUGUAUUUUAGUUUAGAUAGUGGUGUAUCCGAAAGCCACUGCAGUUUCCAGUUAGUACAAAAUACUUUUACGCGAAUAAUACUUAGAGAAAAUACUAUUUACAAAGAAAUACUGAUUCAGAAAGGAAAUAUUUCAUGUAUCUUACAUCUUUAGACGUAUAUCUUAUGUUAUUUAUUUUAAACAUGAAACGUGCAUAAUGUGUGUGAUUACCGAACACCGGCACUGUCUUUUGUAGUCCGUGAGUUUCCUUUGUUUGUACCUCGACGUCUUCGCUUUCAUCUGUGAAGUCACUUUUUUGUUUGUUAUUUAUUUGUUCAUAAUGCCUAGACUUCGAUAUCUAAGGGCGAUGGUUUUUGUCCUAGGUGUUUGUUAUUAGAUAGUUUUAUAGUCAAUAACGGCACGUUUCAUGUUUCUGUUUGAACAAUAUGUCACAUGUUAGAAUGUGAAUUGUCACACGAAAAAGGACCAUCUUGCUAAUACCUUCAACUUUCAUUCAAGUCGCAGAAUAUCAUUUUCUGUGCAUUUUAGCUUCAUUUUACAAAGCCAAACCUAGUUCACAAAUGUACAUUUUCUACGAACAGUUACAUUCUAAAAACUUGCAAAAAACGGUCAGAAUCUACAAAAUGGUUCUUCCUUGAGUGACAAUUCGUAUAUUUAUAGAAAUUCAAUGACAUAAUUAUUGACGUCAUGGCUACAUUUGUCUUGUUGAAGAUGCUUGUAAAAUUAGUUAAAGUAUUAUGUAUUCUUAGUCGUUAACGUCCGCGUCUUGUGGAAAAAUGUGUUUUAAACGUAGAUAUACAUAUAUUGUAUAUAUAGUUUGUAACUGACAGUUGUGAAACGUCCGCGUUUUUGUGGUAAAUUUUGAACGUUGAUACGUAUUUGUGUACAUUCAUAAGUAACAACAUCCACGUUUUGUAUGUUUGCAAUAUUUAUUAGCUUUCUUUUCUUGUCUAAUGAAAGCAAACAAUAUCGGUAGGGUUACUAUUUACGAGAGAAAACAAAGUCAUGUUCUCUUUUUGUUUUAUGUUUACGAAGCACGCAAAAUGAAUAAUUAAGGAGACCAGAUAAGUGGUUCAAGACAUGUGAAAACUUAAAUUUAUGAUAUAUAAAUAGAGCUUGGAGGCUGCUUAUCUAUAUAAGUGGUCACAUUUUCUGUAAAACUAUAGUCCUCGCGUGACUUUGCAUUUUCUCGCGUGCGUGACUUCAAUCUCGUUAGAUAAUUCUAAUCAAUCGUUCUGGGCAUCAGUGUGUCGGAAACGCUUGUCAGUGUUUCAUUUACCAGACGACAUUUAGAGUGACUUAUGACGUCACGUUUGGUCAAAUCGAAUUGGUCAAACAUGCAAUAUAAUGUGUGUUCUAAAUUUCGGUAUAGGGAAAAAUAUGUGUUCUAACAUUAUUAAUUACACAAACUUACAUGCAUUCCCAAUGCGUGAAGAAGGUGAUGGGUUUUGUGUUCUGACACAGUCAUUUUCUCUGGGGAAAACGGCAUUGUUUCUAAAAGUUGCGCGUGACUUUUAACAUCUUAACAUAGUAGAUUAUGUUAUUGUUUCCCAUGAAACAUUUCUUUAAGAAACGUUUUUAAGUGUUCUUGUCAUAAUAGAAGGGUAAUAAACGAACGCUACUUAGGUAUUGAGUAGAUUGCGGUCAACCUUGGAGAGAAUUUGCCCUUAAUUAAUUGACUUAGAGGUAGAUCACUUACUAAGAUGUCCUCUAGGAAUACACGCGAGAGCUACAUUUUCGUUUAUAACGUUUAUGAGGUGGGUUGGGUGGGAAUGGAUCGCAAGAGAUGAAAGUUUUUCGCCCAGAUUGAGCGCUGUGAUAAAUUUAUGCAUUUAUAAUGUUUGAUUUUUGGUGCAAUAUGUUUUAUGAAUACUUCUUCCGUCAUAUCUUGUAUUUCAUUUCUGGCAGAAGGUCAAUAUCUUACGUUCUGUUUGGCAUUUUGAUGUUUGAAUUCUUGCGCGCAAUGAAUCGAUUAUGUUUUGCAUUUUUUCGAUUUGCUAGUGAUACUUUACGCAACAUGAUAGUAAAACAAUUAACAAUGCCAUUGUAUUAUAAUGAUCAAAAUGGCGUCGACAUUUCCACGCUAUCAGCUCACAAUUACAACACGCAAAAAAUUAAAUGAAAUAAUAAACUGCAACAACUAGCAUCCAAUAAAUGUCAAUGCAACAGAUGGUGCGCAAAUUUAUUUAGUACAAAGCCUUGGCAUUUUGAGGACAAGUAACUUUCAAGACAACAAGACCUAGUUUUAACAAUAUUGGUUGGAGUUGUUUGAGAUUUUUUUGCACUAUGUUCAAAACAUUUCAAAAAAUCUAAAAGGUAUACCAUAAUUAUUAUUGUUAUUAUCAUUAUUAUAAUAAUAAUUAUUAUUAUUAUUAUUAUUGUUGUUGUUGUUGUUACUGUCGUCAUCAUCAACAACAACAACAACAACAACAUCAUCAUCAUUAUCAUCACCAUUAUUAUUAUUAUUGUUAUUAUUAUUAUUAUUAUCAUUGUUGUUCUUGUUCUUAUUGUUGUUGUUAUUAUUAUUAUUAUUAUGUGCAUCAUCAUUAUUUCUAUCAGUAACAGAUUUUUUAAACUGAUCUAUUUUAAAUAUGUAUACAUAUAAUAGAAGAUUUUGAUCUAGGAAAGAGCUUAAUCAACAAAAAAAUCAUCAAAGGAUAACAUUUUUACGUUGAAUUGACAGAACUAAAAUGAUUUUAAUGAAAUCUUCUUAAAGGCGUAUACUGAACAUUUUAUUGGUUAAUCAAUACGCGGCUUCGCAUUUUAUUCUAGUCAGAAACGCAAAGUAUGUGAACAUUUCACUAUGUGAUAUACGCAUUUAUUGUUCUGAUAACUUCAUGUUAUUUGUAAUGAUGCAGUACUGUUACUUCUAUCUGUUGUUGUUACUGAAAAAUAAAACAAGAAAAACCUGUA
Messenger RNA from Mercenaria mercenaria, 4313 nucleotides. RefSeq lists its product as uncharacterized. The record is from RefSeq and is a predicted model, not a curated record. The transcript is spliced from 5 exons. NCBI's taxonomy places the organism in Eukaryota, Metazoa, Mollusca, Bivalvia, Venerida, Veneridae. Bases 207 to 1181 code for a protein of 324 amino acids.